Messenger RNA from Mugil cephalus (flathead mullet), 13341 nucleotides. RefSeq names its product ankyrin repeat domain 52a (gene ankrd52a). Lineage: Eukaryota; Metazoa; Chordata; Actinopteri; Mugiliformes; Mugilidae. Bases 216 to 3449 code for a protein of 1077 amino acids. The transcript is spliced from 28 exons. Gene Ontology annotation, molecular function: protein binding. The record is from RefSeq and is a predicted model, not a curated record.
GGACCGCCACGCCUGUAGGCGGACCAGCACAGUCGUAGUCAGUAUCGUCAGACCAGACACUGGAUACAGACAACAACAGUGACAGAUCAAGAAGACCGCAUUUCUGUUUGCAAUCAGCUAUGGGUGUAGUCUGAGAAGUGGACACAGUAGCGCACCGCAAUAUACCUCGAAGUUUUAUCCUCAUGAAGGAGCUCCGUCCUGGCUGAGUUUGGGAGAUGGGAGUACUCAAUAUUGCAGACCAGCCUCCUCUGGUCCAGGCCAUCUUCAAUCGUAAUGCUGAAGAAGUUCAACUAUUAUUGCACAAAAACGAAGAUGUCAAUGCACUGGACCAAGAGCGCCGUACGCCGCUUCAUGCUGCUGCCUGUGUGGGUGAUGUCCAUAUAAUGGACCUCCUCAUCGAAUCAGGUGCCAGUGUAAAUGCUAAAGACCAUAUUUGGUUGACCCCAUUGCACAGGGCUGCUGCUUCCAGGAAUGAAAGGGCAGUGGGUCUGCUGCUGAGGCGUGGAGCUGAGGCAAAUGCACGAGACAAGUUCUGGCAGACGCCUCUGCAUGUGGCUGCUGCCAACCGUGCCACACGCUGUGCAGAAGCCCUGCUAACCCAGCUGAGCAACCUGAACAUGGCAGAUCGCACUGGCAGGACCGCCCUGCACCAUGCAGCUCAGAGUGGGUUCCAGGAGAUGGUGAAGCUGCUGCUGAACAAAGGGGCCAACCUGAGUGCCAUUGAUAAAAAGGAGAGGCAGCCCAUCCAUUGCGCUGCUUACUUGGGACAUGUGGACAUUGUCAAGUUGCUGGUGUCCCGCAGUGCAGACAAGAGCUGCAAGGAUAAGCAGGGCUACACGCCUCUUCAUGCUGCUGCUGCAAGUGGUCACAUUGAAAUUGUAAAGUACCUACUGAGGAUGGGGGCAGAGAUUGAUGAGCCCAAUGGCUUUGGAAACACUGCGCUCCAUGUGGCUUGCUACAUGGGGCAGGAGGCUGUGGCUACAGAGCUGGUGAACCAUGGAGCUAACGUUAACCAGCCCAACAAGUGUGGCUACACCCCUCUGCACCUGGCUGCCGUCUCCACCAACGGUGCCCUCUGUCUGGAGUUGCUGGUCAACAAUGGGGCAGAUGUCAACCAGCAGAGCAAAGAAGGGAAGAGCCCCCUGCACAUGGCAGCCAUUCACGGACGCUUCACACGCUCUCAGAUCCUCAUCCAAAAUGGUGGGGAAAUUGAUUGCGUGGAUAAGUAUGGCAAUACUCCUCUCCACGUUGCUGCUAAGUACGGCCAUGAACUGCUGAUCAGCACUCUUAUGACCAACGGAGCAGACACGGCCAGACGUGGGAUCCAUGGAAUGUUCCCCUUGCACUUAGCUGUGCUGUACGGGUUUUCAGACUGUUGUCGCAAGUUACUCUCCUCAGGUCAGCUGUACAGUAUAGUUUCAUCUAUGAGUAAAGAGCACGUUCUAUCGGCUGGGUUUGACAUAAACACCCCUGACAACUUUGGGAGGACCUGUCUUCACGCUGCUGCCUCUGGAGGAAAUGUUGAAUGUCUGAACUUGCUCUUAAGUAGUGGUACCGACUUGAAUAAGAGGGACAUAAUGGGAAGGACUCCGUUGCACUAUGCGGCUGCUAAUGGGAGGUACCAGUGCACUGUGACCCUGGUGAGCGCUGGCGCUGAGGUCAACGAGCCUGACCAGACAGGCUGUACUCCCCUGCACUACUCUGCCGCCUCCCAAGCCUUCAGCAGAGUUGAUCGUCAUUUUUCUGGGAACCAUCAGAAUGACGAGGAUGAGGCGAAGGAGUCGUACUUCUGCUUGGAGCAUCUUUUGGACAAUGGGGCUGAUCCGUCAAUGGUCAACUCAAAGGGUUACAGUGCUGUUCACUAUGCAGCUUACCAUGGCAACAAACAGAACCUGGAGCUGCUCCUGGAGAUGUCCUUCAAUGCACUAGGAGACAUAGAGAGCAGUAUUCCAGUCAGUCCACUACAUCUUGCUGCUGAUAAGGGCCACUGGCAGGCGCUGCGUGUUCUCACGGAGACCGCAGCCUAUGUGGACAUGCAGGAUGCUGCAGGUCGUUCCGUGCUCUACUUGGCUGCCCAGAAAGGCUACGUGCGCUGCGUGGAGGUGCUCCUGGCCCAGGGGGCCUCCUGUCUCCUCAACGACAACCGCCUCAUGUGGACCCCGAUACAUGUUGCAGCUGCCAAUGGUCACUCUGACUGCCUGCGCAUGAUGAUCGAUUACGGGGAGGAAGGGGAUCUUACCAACGUGGCAGAUAAAUUUGGCCAGACCCCUCUAAUGCUCGCUGUUCUGGGCGGUCACACCGACGGUGUCCACUACCUGCUGGAGAAGGGGGCCUUGCCAGAUGCCAAGGACAAGAGGGGCAGCACAGCUUUGCACAGAGGGACGGUGUUGGGCCAUGAUGACUGUGUGACAGCCCUGCUGGAGCACAAAGCUUCACCGUUAUGUCGGGACAUCCAGGGUAGGACACCGCUGCACUACGCUGCAUCCAGAGGCCACACCGAGAUCCUGGCCAGUCUGGUGCAGGCCGCCAUGGCAACAGACCCGCAAGAUAAAUUGCUGGACAACAAACAAUACACCCCAUUACACUGGGCUGCUUACAAAGGGCAUGAAGACUGUUUGGAGGUUUUACUUGAAUUCAAAACAUUUAUCCAUGAAGAGGGAAACCCUUUCACCCCCCUGCACUGUGCUCUGAUGAACGGCCACAGCGGUGCUGCAGAGAGGCUGCUGGAAUCUGCUGGGGUCCACAUGAUUAACACCAGAGAUGCCAAAGGAAGGACCCCACUGCAUGCUGCUGCAUUUGCUGAGGAUGUUGCGGGACUUCAGCUGGUGCUUCGCCACGGGGCAGAGAUCAAUGCAGUGGACAAAAGCGGACGCUCUGCUCUGAUGGUAGCUGCUGACAAGGGACACAGCGGCACAGUGGCCAUCCUCCUUCACCGGGCCAAGGCCGACCUGACACUGCUGGAUGAGAAUAGGAACACUGCCCUGCACUUGGCCUGUAGCAAGGCCCAUGAGAUGUGUGCCCUGCUGAUUCUGGGCGAGAUCCACAGUCCCACUCUCAUUAAUGCUACCAACAGUGCUCUGCAAAUGCCCCUCCAUCUUGCAGCACGUAAUGGUCUGGCUACGGUGGUGCAGGCACUGCUGAGUAGAGGAGCCACCGUGCUGGCUGUGGAUGAGGAAGGCCACACGCCAGCUUUGGCCUGCGCUCCCAACAAGGAUGUGGCUGACUGCCUGGCUCUGAUCCUCUCUACCAUGAAGCCUUUCCCCCAGCGGGACCCUUCCUCCUGCUCCUGCUCCUCUCCCACGGUCUCCCCCUCCCCGGGUCUCAACUUGCUGAAGCACUGCGGCAUCACCGCCGCCUGCGCCCCGCUGCCCAGCAACGGCCUCCACAACGGCUACGUCAAAGACCGUCACGGUGCACCGGUUGGCCUGGAUGGGUGUCUGUCUGAGUGAGGUCACAUGCCCCCCCCUCUCAGUCAGCUGCUGUCACCAUCACCACCACCAGGGGGCGACUCCCUUUAACAUGGCCCAGAGGACCAGGAGAGCACCCACCCACAUGUCUGUUUUCUGUGUAUGUAUGUGUUUGUGCGUCCGUGUGUGCGUGAGUGUUUGGUCUUCUCUUGAGGUGCAGUCAAACCUAAUAUGCAAUUAGAUCCCAUUCCUCCAUCUCCUAGUAGUGCUUAAUACGUAGAGGCGGAUUGCUCUACAAGGUCACUCCGAUGAAAUGUGGCAUUCAAAACAAACACUAGCAAUUUGGCCAUCUCGAAAAUCAUUUAACCCUUUAAAACCAUGUUGAUAUAAUUAUAUAACCAACAUCUAAGAGCAUGGAAAUGUCUGUAUCCUCUACUGUUCUCUUCAUAUCAUUCAGUAUCGGUCAUAUCAUGUUUAAUAAGUUGUGGUGACCUUGUAGAGGAACAUAUACAGCCUUCCCAAAAGAAUGAUCAAAGAGUUUCUUUCUCUUACUUUUUUUUUUAUUUUAUUUUGAUGAUUUUUUUCGUUUCUUUUUUUUUUUUCGUUUUUAAUUGUCCGUUAGCCUAGAUUUUUAUGAAGGAACCACACAAGGGAAAAUCUAAAUUUUUUGCUUAAGAGUGCAAUGCCUGUGUACUACAGUACAAUCUGAAAUUUGGAAAAGGGUCACAAACAUGUUAAUUCCAUAGCGUACUUUAAGUGUACGGCCUAGAAUUGUUUGGCAUUUUAAGAUAAUUUGGUAACGCUGCUGAAUGCAUUAGCAUGCCUCCUUCCAAAGGAGAGCCAUGUUUCGGGUCAGCAUUGUAACAUCGACUUGUUCUUAAUGCUGGCGUCAUUUUUUUUAAAGAUGCUAAAUAAGUGUUUGUUAAGCUAGAAUGUUUCUAAGCAUAUAAGUUAUGACCAAAGUUGAUCAACACUACUAUGGCUAUAAAUUAUUUAUUUGAGAUGAACUGUACUGUAUAGAGAAAGACAAUAGAUCUUGAUAUACCUCGUCAACUCGUUUAGCAGCUGCUUCAUCUUCACCCAGGGUCCGUAGGCCUAAUGUUCUCUUUUUGUAGGACUAGAGAACUACUGUAGGAUAGUGACUGACUGAGGCCUUGUAUUUCUAGAUGAAGGCUUUACUAGUAAUAUCUGCCAACAACACCUCAUCAAAGCGUCAUAUAUCUGAGCACAUAAAUGAACAAGCCAUUUCAAUUUGUUUCCCAUCUCUUUAACAGUGUUUUUUUUUUCUUUUUUUUCUUUUUUUUUGGUUUUUGGUUUUUGGAAAUGAUUUCAGAAUUCAAAUGGCCUGACUAUUGAACGAGAGCAACCGGUUUUUUAGGCACUAAUGGUGUUUUUUUGUUGUUUGUGUUUCUGUCGUUGAACCGGCCACCAGCGUUGUGGUUUUAACAAGCUCUCGUUAGAGGAGUGUUUCGGAGCUGGUGGACUAGUCUUAAGCAUCUAACAGCUUAUAUCUCAACCUUUUUUGGUGGUGAACUCUGAUCAGUUUGAACAGAUAAAGAGUAUUGUCUGCUAUUUUUAUUGGGCAGUUUUCAAGCAAUAUUUUUUCUUUUGGCCUUUUUUUUUUUUUUUUUUUUUUUUUUUUUUUUGGUUUCGCGUUAUUGAAUAGACAAUCACUGUCACAAGGGCUUUUGUUUCCCUGGAAUGUGUUUGAGUUCUCUUUAGUUUUCUUUUUUUUAUUAUUAUUACUAUUAUUAUUAUUAUUAUUUCAUGGAGAAAAAAAAAAUUACCUAAAGACUAAACGAAUGGCUCUGUGUGUGCCGGGCAUUUUACUGUCAGUGUCAACACAAAUGCACUGGAUUGCCUUUAUGGCAUCUCAUGAAAUGCCUUUUGACCCAUGCCUUCCGUAACACAUCAUUUCAGUUUGAUUGCUUAAUGGCAGAGUACGACGAGCCCUGAGACUUGUUAUGUUUCCCACCAUUUGAUAGCAACGGCAUUGAACCACGGUUGCUCCACAGUGUCUAGUGGGAGGAAAAAAAAAAAAAAAUGUUCCUGGCAUUAUCAAUGACCAGGGAGUGGAUAUCCCUAAUAGAAUCAAAUAGGGCUAAGAGGAAAACGAGAGGGAUCUUUGCUUAGGCCAAUACCUGUUGUUUAGAUUUCAGGAAUAGCAGAAAUCCAAAUAUGUGCUUUUCGGUGUUCAUUUUGUUGUCUCCUCAUCCCGUUUUCUGGUACUAAGCAUACUAAAGAUGAUUGUAUCGGACCACUAGAGCUGUUUGUGACUUUUAGAUGUUAUAUCUAUGCUAUAUUACGUUGUCGUGUUUUUUUUGUUUUGUUUUUUUCGGAACCAUCUGCGGGUGGCUUAAUUACACUGAGUCAGAUUGUUUUCAUUGGCGCGAUAGCUUCAUAUCCACUGGUAAUGAAGUGGCACAAUUGCACACAUUAGUUGACUGGAUGAGAGAUGAGGACCUAGACUAGGCUGUGUCGUUAAAUACCCCUGACAAAAAAAAAAGAAAAAAAAAAAGGCUUUUCGCAUUAUUGUGUUGAACUUAAUUUACCAAGAAAAAUCUCUUCCGGAGCAGUGAUUUCUAUUAGUUAGUGAUUUGUAGCUGGUUUUUCAUUCGACCUCCAACUGAAAUGAAAUGGAACUAAUUGGUUGAACCCCAGGCUUCGUUCUCUUGAUCAAUUUAUAAUUUUCACGAGAGCAACUGAUACAAUAUUAAGUCUGGGGAUAGGUACAUACUUUUUUGAAAUCUCAGGAUCUGUGCUGAAGCAGCAAGCAGAACUUAUUAAUCCAAUCAGAUCUCCGCAGGAUGAUUACGUCUUCAGUUUUAGUUGUUUUCGAUGGGAUGUUACUAAUUUAAUUCCUUUUUAACCCGAAUCCCACAGCACUUAAUUAGAUAGUCAAGCACGCACUUUAGUACAUUCAGGUUCUAAGUGUGCAAAAUAGAGCAGAUGUAAUGUAUGUACUUGUGUUUACAUGCAUGUGUGUUGCUGCUGAAUACAGGAAGGAAGGGUUGCAAAAGACGGGGAAAGGCUGCAACAAAAUUGUACUCUAACAAUGCAUUAUUUAAAAGGAGAAAAAAAAAAAAAAAAAAGUGUCUCUCAGCACUUGGGGACAGUGUCCACUGCCCGCUGACUUGCUCGUGUAAUCUGUGUCUGGGCUGGCGGCCCAGCGAAGUGACAAGGUUACAUUACCCAGCCUAUAGUUAAAAUUACAGACUCUGGCCGAAGUCACUUCAAGUCAGUCCAGUGAUCCAACAGACACCUCAGGCAGGCUCCUCAAAAUCCUCUUCAUACUCGCUGCCAUGUGUAGGUGCUGUCAGGCCAGUCUGUUCAGGCAGGGAUUCUUUUUCUCUUGUGAUGUCCGUGUAUGACCAGUAAAUGGAGCCAUUGCCCCUUUUGCAACUACACGAGUUGCAACUGAACCCUUUUGUUGUAUCACAGUAUUCUUAUACAUGCUUUUUUUUUUAUUAUUAUUUGUGUGUACCAGUGAUAGCUGAGUGAUUGUGCAUGGAGCUAGAUCACAAUUUUGAUAUAGCAACGAUUAUACAAAUGGAGCAUAUACAAUAUAUCGGAGUCGGAAAAGCAAUGAAAGGUCCAAUUGUAGCAAUAGCACGUGUGUGUGUAAGAUAAAAAAAAAAAAAAAAGUGUGCAGCACAAAUAUUGCACUGCCAUUAAUUUAGGCCAAUUCAGUAAAUCAUAGCAUAAAUGCCAAUGGAAGAUUCAAAUGCGGGUUAGAUGUCAUAAUCUUUGGUCACAAAUAUGGCCUGUUUGCCAAAACGUGUGGAGAGCGGCGGCGGCGGGGGCGGGGGGAGAGGAGGAGGAGGAGGAGGACCUCUUAGUAAAGCAGCAGUGGAUUUAUGCAUAUGUUCAAGCAGUUUACAGUCUGACCAUCAAAUCUGAGCCAUGAUUUCUCUGACUGAAAUGAAUGUAGGGUCAGUUUAGAGCAGGACAAAUUUGCUUUCUCCCGACUUUAAACUGUUGCUCUUCAUUUGUCUUGCGUAGAUAUGAUUAUACAGGUAGCAUGUAGUAAAAUAAUCCUCUACAUAAUAUACAGUAUGUGUAGUAGUCUUCCUGCAUCAAAGGUCUGGAUAUGUUUUUUUUUUUUUUUUUUUAAAUAUUUAGAUUCAUUUUUGUCGCAUUAGUGUUGGCAUAUAGGCCUGCUGUUGCUGAAACGUCACCUUUCUUUCUCUAUACAUGUAUAAUUGUGUAGAGCGUAGCCUACAAGGUAAACAGAGGACAAGAGUUCAGAUGAAUUUAACAUUCGCGUUCAUCCAUUCCAUUGAGAUUGCCUUACAGUACAGUAAAAAACGAGCGGGACAAUAAGGUCUGCGGUAGAUAUGAUCACACAUACUCGUAAAUAGCCUAUAUUUGACAAAAAUGCACCUAAGCUACACCCAUUUAGUGCCAUAGAAACCUUGAUUUGCCUUUAGACAUGAAUCAUAUUUACUCGGUCAGUAACAUAUUCAGACGUAGGCAGGAUUAUUAUAGUUUUGUGUUUUGGAGCAGCAUGUCUUUUAGCAAGUUAACCUAGUCAGAGAACACUCUAUGAGUAAUUGCAUGCGUUAUUAGUACUUAAACGAGUAUUCUGUUGUUGUUAGAAGUCAGUUUUAUAAUUGGACAUUUUUGAAAGUUAUAGUUAAUCCCUUUGGUAUUGGCAAAGCAAUCCCUAAGUUGUAUGUUCAACAAGGCGGUUUAUAGUGUGUGUGUGUUACCAGAAAAAAACAAAAAAAAACAGGUUUUUGAUGUCCAAAACAAAUAUUCAGUAUAGAAUUGAUUUGCCUCAAUGGAUGUCUUGGUUCUUACUUGAAGUAAACGGCAAAUAUCAAUUCAACUCUCUGAUCCACUGUUGAGCCUUUUGCCUUAAAAGCUGAAAAAGAAACUGAUACCUGGCAGUCAGUCGCAUCACCUGUAGAGUUGUGCUGCUUGGUUGGAUUGCUUAAACGAAUUGGCAAAUUUUUUCUGUUCUUAGAGACAUCUGCGGGUGUCAAGAAGCACACUAAUAAACUGAGGUAGCACAUAGCUCAAGGUUGCCGUGGUGCAGAGAUUGUUGGGACUGGUUGGGAUUUCGCCAUAUUUUCCACUGUGAAUGAAUGAAUUCAGAAUUCACUUGUAAACAAUCAACUCUGGCUUCCCUGUUAUCCAGAGCCAAAUGACACUGGGGAUUAGAGAAGUGGUGUACCUCAAAUAAGAAGGAAAAAAAAAAUAAAAAAUAUUCAGACAGAAAAAGAAACUCAUAUGAAAAAUGCUUGUACAGCUAUGCUAACAAAGAGUUAAAACCUUGUGAUCCAUCUCGUCGUGGGUAGUGUAAUUCUGCUUAAACCAGCCUACGCGGAAGUGUUUGAUUAGUGUCGGCAGAUGUCUCAUGUUUUCUACCUUACAAAGGGGGCAGCCAACUGCACCUUGUACUUUUUAUUGGACCUGCAGUUUUACCUCAUCAGUGAUCUUUUGUGUGACGAUGCUGACAUUGAUCCUCUGUGAUUACUUCUUGUUUUUCCUGAGGCCAGUCGUGUAGAUUUUUGCUCUUGUGGUGAGUGCGCGUUUGUGUGUGUGUUUGUUUGUGUGUGCGAGUGUGACUUUUCAACAUAUGCAUGUCAAACCUAAACAUGCACAAGCCCAUUUGUUUUAGAAGCGUAGUGACCCUGUUUCGCCACCUUCUUGUCAUUGCAGUCAUCAGAUGAGUGUUAUCUGGUGCACGUCAUUUAGGGUGAAGAGUACAGCCUAAUUUAAGGUGGGGAAUGAAGGUAGCUACAAAACUUUACCUCUGCAAGUCAAAACAAUACGAUUUCACUCUAUGACUAAUGCUAGUUUGACCGCCUUCCCUGCCUGAACACUUGGUUAUUAAUUUCCCCCCACCAAUAGGACCUGUGUAAUAUCGAGCACAGUGGUGGCAUGGUGCCUUUUAUUUGUUACUACCGAAAGGUAUGGUCUUCCAUUUGUAUUUCCCAGAAGCCUUAUAAUGGGAAAAAAAGAAAUUACACUGAACAUACACAACCACAGUAGAUAGGCCAUACUCACUCUGAGCAUUAUUAUUUCAAUCCUGUGUGAUCCGAGAUAAAACGACGACGACGAAAAAAAAAAAAAAAACCUAAAUAGCUCCUUCUGUAUCCACCUGGAUUUCUUUGAAUUUCCAGGUACUGAGUGCGCCUUUAGGGCGGCAGAAUAAAUUGCACAUUACGGAUGCGAUUUAGGGCACAUCAAACAUUGAAUGGAUGGGGAUCAGUAGUACGAAAGCACAAAUCCAAAGAAGGCACCUCGGGGCUCAGUUGGCUCUACCAACAGCAAGAAGCGAAGGAGCCUGUCGACCAAAUUUAGGCAAAAAGAUGUGAGGAGAAACAUCCAACUCUCGAGUGCAGAAAACAUGAGGCUUGAUUGUCAGUAACACAUAAACUGUAGAAAGACCAUUGUCUGGAGUUUCAGAGCUUCUUCUGAUUGUUCUUCUCAACUCGCGGGGGUCCAUCGGGGACGAGCAUCUUUACAGUGCAAAACCAAGUUGUGAAAUGACGCGCGGUACUUGCGUUCAACAUCAAAUUUAGAUAAACUGUUUGUUGUGACUGUGUUGCAAAUUGAUUGUGGAGAUAGUUUUGUGUUAUUUAGGGUAGACUGACCACAAGUAGGGUUGCAGUAGUAGCUGUGUGCAGUGUUAAUAACAGUGUGAUCAUAUAUUAUAGAAGUGACGUAACAUUUGUUGUCUUACUACGACAUUAAGGCAUGAAUCAUCUUCUGUCGAGCUGACCUCGUUAGAAAUAGACAAAAGAUAAAAGUGCAAUAACCUUUUGUUUAUCAUUGCUUCCUCAGUUGGGAAAAAAUAUAUAUUAUUUGAUAUGCCCUUUUUGUUAACACCAAAAGUCACUCAUCUGUAGCAAAUGAAGGAUUUCAAGCAGUCCUCUUGUUUGUGUUCAGAGAGGUGGCGUUUGAUAUUGGAGUGUGUGAUAUUCCAUUCUUAAAACUGUGAUCAAUAUCCUACUUUAAAAAGCUGCCUGCUCAGACAAAGGACCGUGCACAAGUUGACUGAUAGAUUUGAGUAGGUGCAUUUUUUUUUUUCUCUCUUUUCUUUUAUUGGUUGGACGUUGACGGUAUUGUAGUUUGGACUUCUGGUUUCUUGCCGGUAGACACGUUCAUUUGCAUGUGUAGAUGUGUAUAUGCAUCCUCUCUUCCUUGUUGAAUGAAAUGUUUUCUCAAAAAUAUUUAGACCUGCUGUCAGUGACGUAUGCGGAUAAAAGGAAAUAUGAAAUGCCUUAUAUUUGUUUUCAUUGUUAAGCAUUAAGGGUUCUUACAUGUCCCUCCCUUUUCAGCGUGUAGCCUAAAGCUUGUACAGAUAAGAAACUCAUGAGAUUUAUAUCUACUGUAUAGCCUGUGUGUUUUCAGAAUUUGUUACUUGGAGGUCCUGUGAUUGUGGUUUUAGAAAAACAUUCCCCUUGAAAGUGCCGUUUGUUUUCACCAGCAGAAGAUGCGUCUUGGGGGGGGAGGGCGGGGGGAAAUGUAUUUACACGAAGGAAAGCGUAACGUUCAGAACACUUCCCAGUGUUUACUGCUGAACUGAAUGACACAAAGUAUUCGUGCAGGUGAAAUAAGGCAGCAGUCUUCUGAUGGAGCACCUUAUCGACUUGCUCUUUUCUGUGAGCCCUCAAUGGAAGUAGUUUCUCACCAAGCGUGAUUACUCUAAAGCAGAGCCAUAUCAGAGAAUUUGCCCAUUAGGAGCCCCCUUGAAUGUGCUAUUAGGAAUAGCCUACUGUAGGAAAGGAUGUAUACUGCAUGUUCUGUGACUUUUUUAAAUAGUGGGUAGUCCCUUUCAUGUUCUUAUGUUUAGUCCGCUUCACUGUAGAUGUCGCCACCUCAUUGCAACUCACAAGCUAUUAACAAUCCUCUCACAACUGGACUUAAAGCAGGCAUUGAUCUGCUGCUGAGCUUAGCAGCCUUAACUCUUUGCCAAUUUAAAGAAGAAGAAGAAGAAGAAAAAAAAGAAGAGAUGAUGGAUAACGGGAUUGCCUGUUUUUUAUUUUGAGUGGCUUAUCUGGGGAAAUACAAAGGAGCCCUUAUCAUGAGUGGAAAGGACUCAGAAUCAGGGCAUGUGAUGAGUUACAAUCAAAAAAAAGUUUCACAGUGCACCUUCACAAAAAGAAAAAAAAAAAAGUUGGCUCGUCCACCCGACAUUCCAAAGCUGAUUUAAUUUUCCAUAGUCCUGUCCCUCUGAUUGAGGAAAACGUGUUUUUAUUGUUGUUUUAUUUUUUUAUUUUUUAUUUUUUUUUUUUUUGCUUGGCUGGUGAGUGAAGUGGGCAUGUGUUUCAAUGACAGGGUUUCCCUAUUUAGCCUAACGCUGAUUACCUCAUUUACAAAUCUGCAAAUAUACUAUUCUACUGUGUGUAAAGGAGUCAAUGCCAUCACCAGCAGCGUGGUCUCGAGACCUGUGAUGACAACAGGACCAAUGAAGUUUCUCUGUUGAAAUUAGCCAAUUUUGAAAUUCUGGAAAUAUAGGGUUAAGACACGGUUCAAAUUCUUCUUCUUAUUAUUAUUUUUUAGCAAGGUCAGGAUGGCCUCUAAGAUUUCUUCAGUUAGUAAAUCACAGCAGCUGCUACCCCAGUCAGCAUCAGGAACUAUCAGGAAAGCUGCAGUUUCAAAACAGUACUUAACAUUAUUUUACAAAACAAAACUGAAAACGUAAUGUUACACUUGUUACAAACCGCUCCUCAAACAGUGACUGGAAUAGCAACUGCUGGCGCUGCCACGGUUCAAGGAGCCUGGCGUAUUACACGAUUAUUUAAGUGAACGAUCAUGUUAGCAUCACUUGCUGUUUUUUCAGUAGCAUUUCUCCUACCUCCUUGUUUUGCAGCCUUGAGUAUUGUUUGUCUCUCCACCUGUUCUGACUUAAGAAAAAAAAAAUAGAAAAGAAAAACUCUAUUCACAGUGCGGGAUUACAGAUUUAUCCUUAGCAAUGGUAGUUAUACAUAAAGUGUGCUUGGUUGUGCUGUAUGUGUAUAUGUCUAUUUGACGUUGGAAAAAAAAAAAUAUUUAUGAGAAGCAUUUAUACGACAAAAUACCACUGGAAUGUGAAGCCAGACAAUGUUAUGAUGCAGAUUAUGAUGAUAGUCUAUCCCCUUUAACAUUCAGUGGCGAAUGGUCAGAGGAAUCUUCUUUUAGAUAAUAAAUAACCAUGCAUUGGCUUUAUUUUUUAACACCAUUUAUUUCCUCUUAUGCAUAUACUUCCCUGUCUAGCCCUAUGGUAUAUAUACGAUAUUUCAACGUUUACAGCUUCGUUCUGGGUCAGCCAUUGAUCACCGUGCCGUUUCAACAAUAUCACAGGUUGUCACAUGGAAGGUAGUAGGGUGGAUUUGUAAUUCAGUACGAGGGUGACUUCGAGCCCCUCGAGCCGUAUGCCUUUGAAUCCAUCUGUCCACUCUGAACCAAAUUCUGCUACAUCAGGCGUCUCGUCUCUCUCUCUCUCCACACUGCCCCGACAUUUUACAUUCAGUUAGACGACAAGGGGUACAGGACAAGGUGAAAGGUUUGAGGUUUUCUGACCAGGGCCCCACAACCACCCGCUCACGCCCCUCACCCACCCACCCACCCAUGCCCACUCCCGAGUCAGGACCAGCUCCCACUCCCCACCCGCCACCCAGUGUCUCACCUAAACCUCAAGCCAUUCAUUUUUCUGUUUUGAUUUUUUCGACAAUGCAAUCCUGAAAGCACUUUGCCUUGUUAUUCCUUUGUGUGAACAUGUGAAUGAUAAUUUGUUACAGAAAUGUUAAAUAUGUAAAAGAUCAUUCACUGUUUUGGAAAAACCUGCAUCUGUCUUUCUGACGUUAAAAGAAAAAAAAAACAAUUUAGUGACAUUAAACCUGAAUCUAUUUUAUAAAAUGUUUGCUGCAGCCAAUUGGUCUUGUCAUUCAGUAUUGUGGCUUAGGGUUGUUUGUGUUCAAUAAAGUGCUAUUGCUAAAUA